AGAGGUUGAAGUCAACCUAACGAGUUUGUUGUAUAGGUUGUAUACACAGUCCGUUUUUUGUGUAAAAGUGAAUUCGUGCAUUGUGAUUGACCUGCUCACGUCCGAGAUUGUGGAAGUAAAGCAAUUCUCUGGCUACAAAGCAUCUCCAGUCAUGUAUCACAACAGCUCACAGAAGAAAUUCUGGAUUUUUGAUAAAGAGGCAAAAUUGGACCAGUUUAGACAGGAGGCCAACCAGAAGUUUCACUCUAAAGCCCUGGGUCUCAGAAAGCCUGGAAUAAAUGAGUCCAUGUUUCUUGAGCCUCGUGAAGAGAAAGUGCUUUUCCGACACUAUGAGAAGAGAUUGCUUGACUUCUGCUCAGUAUUCAAACCUGUGAUGCCUAAAUCUGUUGUGGGCACUGCUUGUAUGUAUUUCAGAAGAUUUUAUUUAAACAACUCUUUAAUGGAUUACCACCCAAGAACAAUAAUGCUGACCUGUGCAUACCUGUCAUGCAAGGUGGAUGAGUUUAACGUUUCCAGCACUCAGUUUGUUGGGAACCUUCAGGAGAGCCCAGCAGGACAAGAGAGAGCCCUGGAACAGAUCCUGGAGUAUGAGCUGCUCCUCAUCCAGCAGCUGAACUUUCACCUGGUAGUACACAACCCCUAUCGGCCCCUGGAGGGUUUUCUCAUAGACCUGAAGACGCGGUACCCACUCUUGGAAAAUCCGGAAAUGAUGCGGAAGAGUGCAGAUGACUUCCUCAACAGAGCCUCCAUGACAGACGUGGGGCUGCUGUUCUCGCCAUCACAGAUCGCCCUCACUGCCGUACUUAACAGUGCCGCUCGCGCAGGACUCAACAUGGAAACAUAUCUUACUGAAUGUAUGGGACUAAAGGAGGACAAGGAGACCCUCUCAAAAAUGUAUGAUGUAAUGAGACGAAUAACAACUCUUAUUAAGGAAUAUGAACUUCCCAAAGUAGAGGAAGUAAACAUGUGCAAACAGAAACUGGAGAGGAUUCAUGCUGAAUUCACCACAAACACAAAUUUGAAAAGAAAGCAUGGCUAUGAAGAUGAUGACCAUGUUGUGAAAAAGCCCCUUGUUACUGAGGAGGUAAGCAAUGGCUUCCUGACCCCUUUCCCUUCCUUUACACAUCAUUCAUUUGUCACUGCCUUCAUUAUAUGGAAUCUAAUGAAGGGAUAUCGUGUUUAGGAGUGGAGUGAUGAAGAUCUGGAUGCUUUGUGACAAGAAUCGUCCAUCUUGUUUUAUGAAGACACAUUUUUGAGUUUUGGACAGCUCAGCAAAGCUACUUAAUCCACCUUAGUGAAGUUUGAUAACUGUGCUUUCCAAUUUUGUCACUUAGUUCUACAGACAGGAUUUGUGUAUGUGUGAGCGAGAGAGGACCUAGGCAAUAUUUGCUAUCUUGUAAUGUUGACUUCUUUACUGAAAAUAAAAGUUUCAUACUUCAUUAUCUUCAAUAUUUUGUAUAUUGAUGAUGAUAUUCUACAUUGUUGUUUACACAAUCACCACAGUUAAAGUUACAAAAAUCAGAAAAACCUGGACAUUAAAAGACAAGAAAUGCAUUUUUACAUUUAAGGAGUUGAAUUUCUUUGCACCCUAUUUAAAAACACUACACAAUCUGACAAAGGAGUCAGUACUUUAUAAAAUGUUUAAUAAGUGCAUGCAUUUCUGAUACAGUCUUUACUAUUAUAGAUCUUUACUGUUGUAAACAUUUUAUUUACUCUUCCCUGAGAACAAGUCUGGCUUUGAAUUAAUCUCAGGGAAGACUAAACCAAUUAAAAAUAUAAUGGGGUUGGGGGGGAGGGUAUUCAAAUUAUAUACUCAUGAUUCCAGCAAGAGAAUUUAUUGUUCUGAUAUAAAAUAAUCAUACUCUCUU
This is a messenger RNA of Electrophorus electricus (electric eel), 1868 nucleotides long. The record is from RefSeq and is a predicted model, not a curated record. NCBI's taxonomy places the organism in Eukaryota, Metazoa, Chordata, Actinopteri, Gymnotiformes, Gymnotidae.